Messenger RNA from Eleginops maclovinus (Patagonian blennie), 4504 nucleotides. It is a transcript of the gene vps50, whose product is annotated as VPS50 EARP/GARPII complex subunit. Gene Ontology annotation, cellular component: EARP complex. Bases 135 to 3122 code for a protein of 995 amino acids. Gene Ontology annotation, molecular function: SNARE binding. Lineage: Eukaryota; Metazoa; Chordata; Actinopteri; Perciformes; Eleginopidae. The record is from RefSeq and is a predicted model, not a curated record. Gene Ontology annotation, biological process: retrograde transport, endosome to Golgi; endocytic recycling. The transcript is spliced from 29 exons.
GGUUCCUGCCGUACCAGUCACGUGACGGUCAACUAUGGCUUCUCUCUCGUAGUGAUAGAGGCUCAUCGUUGACAACAAAACAAAACUGUAACUUUACACAUUUCUUUUUCCCCCUGACACAAGUUGGACUUACGAUGCAGAAGAUCAAGUCUCUUAUGGCCCGACAGGGCCUGAAAAGCCCCCAGGAAAGCAUGGCAGACCUCAGUCCUGUGGAGAACCUGAGGAUCCCCAGCAAGGAGGAGUUGCGGGAGCUGAGGGAGCAGCCCAUCGACCCCCAGGCGGAGCAGGAGAUGAUCGACAGCAUCGAGGAGCUGUACUAUUCCAAUGACUCCUUCGACAUGGUGCAGCACGAACUGGAGAAACUACCCCCUGAGCUAAACCUGCAGGAGCUGGAGGAGUACAGAGACACGCUGAAGAGACAACAGGCAGCAGUAUCUAAAAAGGUUGCCGAUCUCAUUCUGGAGAAACAGCCGGCUUAUGUCAAGGAACUGGAGCGAGUGACAGCGUUGCAGACCAACCUGCAGCUGGCAGCGGUCAUUUGCACUAAUGCAAGGAGGCAACUGAGCGCGUCGAAGGAAGAAUUCACAGAAGCCAGCUUGGGUCUUUUGGCCAAUCAGAGGAGGCGGCAACUGCUGACAGGGCUGCUGAAGUCCCUGAGGACCAUCAAGACGCUGCAAAGAACAGACGUGAGACUCAGCGAGAUGCUUGAGGAGGAAGACUAUCCAGGUGCGAUCCAGCUCUGUCUGGAAUGUCAAAAGGCUGCCAGCACCUUCAAACACUACAGCUGCAUCAGCGAAUUGAAUUCCAAACUACAAGACACUCUCGAACAAAUAGAGGAGCAGCUUGACGUCGCCCUGUCGAAGACUUGUAAGAACUUUGAUGUUGCGCACUACACCAAGGUCCAGCUGGCCUACACUCUCCUGGGAAAGACACAGACUGCUAUGGACCAGCUGCACAUGCACUUCACCCAGGCCAUCCACAACACAGUGUUCCAGGUGGUGCUGGGAUACGUGGAACUGUGUGCCGGCAACGCUGAUACCAAGUUCCAGAAGAUGCAGUACAAAGACCUUUGCACGCACAUCACCAUGGACAGCUACAUUCCCUGCCUGACGGAUCUCUGCAAGGCAUUGUGGGAGGUGAUGGUGAGCUACCACCGCACCAUGCAGUGGCACGAGGAGCAUGACAAACAGGACACCUCACUCACUCCAGGUGACGCAGCAGCAGCAGCAGCAGCAGAGUCUGAUGAGUCGGUAGUGGACCGCAGCUAUGUGAAGAAGAAGCUGGAGCAUGGACUGACACGGAUCUGGCAGGACGUCCAGUUGAAAGUGAAGGCCUACAUCUUGGGGACGGACAUGUCUAACUUUAAAUACGAUGAUUUCAUCGUGGUACUUGAUGUCAUCAGCAGGUUGAUGCAGGUGGGGGAGGAGUUCUGCAGCAGUAAGUCGGAGGUCCUGCAGGAGUCUAUCAAACGCCAGAGUGUCAACUACUUUAAAAAUUAUCACAGGGCACGACUGGAAGAGCUGAGGAUGUUUCUGGAAAAUGAGACGUGGGAACUUUGCCCAGUCAAAUCUAACUUUAACAUCUCCCAGCUCCAUGAGUUUAAGUUCAUGGGCCAGUGUCGUUCUCCAUCCGUUUCCCCGAGCAGACAGGCCGUGUCCUCCACCAGCCCGGCGCAGGAGGAGCUGUCUCUGUUUCAGCAGUUUCUUCAGGAGGGAAACCCCUUUGAGUUGCCCACUGAAAAAGAAGAGGAGACAGAGGAUGUCCUGGCAUCCAACGGGUACGAGUCAGACGAGCUGGAGAAGAAUGUGUAUCAAGACUACGACAGUGACAGUGACGUCCCGGAGGAGCUCAAGCAAGACUACGUUGACGAGCAGACGGGCGAUGCCCCCCUCAAGAGUGUGUCCAGAGAGACCAUAAGAAGCAAGAAAAAGUCAGACUACAACCUUAAUAAGGCCAACGCGCCAAUCCUCACAAACACCACCCUCAACGUCAUCCGGCUUGUCGGGAAGUAUAUGCAGAUGAUGAACAUUCUGAAGCCGAUUGCCUUCGAUGUGAUCCACUGUGUGUCGCAGCUAUUCGACUACUACCUGUAUGCUGUUUACACCUUCUUCGGACGGAAUGACAUGCCUGUCCCAAGCCCGUCUUUGCCAACUCAUAUAGGCAGAGACGCGGGCCCCGCCAGGGUGGUGGGCCCUGCUUGUUUGUAUGAGUCAUCGGGUCUGGGCCUUAUCAGCAGCAGACUGAGAACCACACUGAACCGGAUCCAGGAGAGCCUCAUUGACAUGGAGGCAGUGGGGGAGACUGCGGGAGUCCAUGGAGCAGCGGAGGACAGAAAGGAAAAGGUGCCGAGCCCCCAUCUCAGCCAAAUGGUGGUCCUCACCAACAGUGGGACUCUUUAUGGGCUCGCACAGAGAGUGGUGGCCACCGAGUCUCUUGUGUUUCUGGCUGAACAGUUUGAAUCCCUUCAGUUCCACCUGGACACGAUGAUGCCGGCAGCCAAGAAGCCCUUCCUGCAACAGUUUUAUUCCCAGACCGUGUCUACAGCCAGUGAACUUCGGAAACCAAUUUACUGGAUUGUUGCGGCUAAGGCCAUCGACUACGAGCAAAUGUUGCUCUUGAUGGCCGGAGUUAAAUGGGACAUUAGGGAGAUAAUGUCCCAGCAUAAUGUAUAUGUGGACGUCCUGUUGAAGGAGUUCGAGCAGUUCAACAAGCGUCUGGAGGAUGUUUCCAGACACGUGCGCAUCCCGCUGCCUGUGUCCAACGUCCUGUGGGAGCACUGCAUCCGUCUGGCCAACAGGACUCUCGUAGAGGGCUACGCUAAUGUGAAGAAAUGCAGCAAUGAGGGCCGGGCCCUGAUGCAGCUCGACUUCCAGCAGUUCCUCAUGAAGCUGGAGAAGCUGACCGACCUGCGACCCAUUCCUGAUAAAGAAUUCGUUGAGACCUACAUCAAGGCCUACUACCUGACGGAGAACGACAUGGAGCAGUUUAUCAAGAAUCACCGGGAGUACUCCAUGAAGCAGCUGGCCAACUUGGUAAACGUUUGUCUGGGCUCUCACAUAAACAAGAAGGCUCGUCAGAAACUGCUGGCCGCCAUCGAUGACAUUGACAGACCCAAGAGAUAGGAUGAUGAACGUAGCAGACCCUGAACCUAUCAUCCAGCAACGGAGACGGACCCUCCCAACAGAGGAACUCCCACAGUGGAGCGCAGUGCAGAAUGUCUUCAUUUUCACUUUAUAGCGUACAUGUUGUUGUGUUCGCUCUGCACAGCACACACAGACGUAGAGCUACUGUAGGCAGAGAUGUAACGCUCAAAUGUUAGCCACAUGCUAAUAUCUGCUAUUGUGGUAAAAAGUAAAACUUGAUGUCACUCAUGAAAUUCUGAUGUACAUUAAUACUAACACACUCAAGCAUGCAGUUACUCCAUGCUUACAGUAGAUGCAUGCCCCCAUCACGUCUUCAUUUAACAAACAUGCUGCUUUGGAAGUUUUCCUGCAAAUUGUCUGCAACAACAACCAUUUUAACCUCUGUAACGACCAUAAGGAACAGAUACAUUACCGCAAAUACAAGAUCUAUCAGUGUGAUGUGACCAUUUGGCUGUUCAUGGCAUUCCAUCUGUUUACCAUAAUGUGCUCGAUUCAACUCUAACCUUGAGAUAAGAGCUGAUUUAAUUGGUUUGUCGCAAAAAUGUCGUAGUCAUUUGGUCCUAAUGACAGAUCCAUGAAGUGUAAGGCACUUUCACUUUUUACUUUGUCACUUGGUUGAUGGAUGUUCAAAAGACCUGGGUUAUUUUCCACUUUAAUCAUUCAUUAUAUAAGUUAUUCCCUCCUUAAUGUCCUGUACUUUUGUUUUUCAGGGUAUUUGUUGUGCCUGAAUAGAUGCUCUGCUUCUUUUGUCAAUGAAUUACAUAAAUCUAAUAUAAUGAAGGUUCUGAAAAUAAUAUAAAUUGCUGUAGUUAGCAUUAACAUAGCGUAAAUCUGCACUAGCUCUAGUUUGCCAUUUGUCAAAUCUGAAGAGUUUUCAAAGUCUUUGUUUCAGAGAUUAUCUUGAAUUUCAGUCUCCGGCCUUCUUCCUGUGUAAGUUUGAUCAGUCGGGUACUACUGAUGUGAUUUCUCAUGUGUUAGUAGAUGAACUGUAUCAACUAUGAGAGCUUUUCUGUAAGGCUCCCCCGCUCUGGUCCUCUCCUUUAGUUUAACUUGACCAGACCUGCUGAGUGGGCAGAUUGAUUUGCUGUCUAAAGAUAUGGCUUCGAAUUUGGUGUGCAACUAUUUCAAGAAGAAAACUGUAAAUGUGAAUGUUUUGAACAUUGUAUUUAUUUCCCGCUUUGUGUCUGGUAUGGGUUUUUAUAUGAUAACUGGACGUGUGCUUGUCAUUUAUCACCGCUCAGUAUCUUGUAACUUAUCAACUGAAGCUAACGCAAAUAUUUAAACAUUGUCAAAUCAAGUGCACUAUAGUGAAAAUCAGUAAUCGGUGUUGGAACUGUCGUAAUAAACACACUAACAAUGGA